Messenger RNA from Pristis pectinata (smalltooth sawfish), 8769 nucleotides. Its product is annotated as zinc finger protein 436-like. NCBI's taxonomy places the organism in Eukaryota, Metazoa, Chordata, Chondrichthyes, Rhinopristiformes, Pristidae. Gene Ontology annotation, molecular function: DNA-binding transcription factor activity, RNA polymerase II-specific; RNA polymerase II cis-regulatory region sequence-specific DNA binding. The record is from RefSeq and is a predicted model, not a curated record. Gene Ontology annotation, biological process: regulation of transcription by RNA polymerase II. The transcript has a single exon. Bases 265 to 1131 code for a protein of 288 amino acids.
UAUUCCAACCUGGAGAGGCACAAGGUUACUCGUGCCACGGAAAGACCGUGGAAAUGUGGGGAUUGUGGGAAGGGAUUCAGUUACCCAUCUGAACUGGAAACUCAUCGGCGCAGUCACACUGGGGAGAGGCCAUUCACCUGCUCUGUGUGUGGGAAGGGAUUCACCCAGUCAUCCAGCCUACAUACUCACCAGCGUGUUCACACUGGAGAAAGGCCUUUCACAUGCGUACAGUGUGGGAAGGGAUUUAAUGCUUUGUCAAACCUCAUGACACACCAGCGAGUUCACACUGACGAGAGACCUUUUAAAUGUUCCAUCUGUGAGAAGUGCUUUAAAAGCACAAAAGACCUGCUGAUACACCAACGCACUCACACUGGGGAGAGACCGUUCACCUGUGCAAUCUGUGGGAAGGGAUUCACUCAGUCAUCCCACCUUCUAACACAUCAACUUGUUCACACUGAUGAGAGACCAUUUAAAUGUUCUGACUGUGAGAAGAGUUUUAAAAGUAAAAAGGAUCUGUUGACCCAUGUACGCACUCACACUGGAGAGAGGCCAUUUAUUUGCCCUUUGUGUGGAAAAAGAUUCACUUGUUCAUCCCAUCUUUUGACACACCAGCAUGUUCACACAGAUGACCGACCUUUCAAAUGUUCUGACUGUGAAAAGAGCUUUAAAAGCAAGAAACAUCUACGUAAACAUCAGCGCGUUCACACUGGUGAGAGACCAUUUGCCUGCUCCAUGUGUGGGAAGAGAUUCACUCGUUCAUCCCACCUUCUGAGACAUCAUCGAGUUCAUACUGGGGAGAGGCCAUUUAUCUGCACUGAGUGUGGGAAGGGAUUCACUGAUUCAUCUGACCUUUUGACACACCAGCGAGUUCAUACUGGAGAGAGGCCAUUCACCUGUGCCGUGUGUGGGAAAGGAUUCACACAGUCAUCUCAUCUUACUGAGCACCAACUUGUUCACACCAAUGAAAGACCUUUUAAAUGUUCCAUCUGUGAGAAGAGAUUUAAAAGCAAAAAAGACGUUCUCACACACCGGCGAGUUCACACUGGGGAGAGACCAUUCACCUGCUGUGAGUGUGGGAAGGGAUUCACUCAGUCAAACAAUUUGCUUAGACACCAGCAACUGCACAAGUGACUGCAGGUGUUGGACUUUGCUGUUAUUGCAGCUGUUAAUCAUAUUAUGGACCGAAUUGUUCAGCCUUGCAGUACUGCUGUAUGCUGAUGUCAUUUAAUCCCUACAACUGAUCUGGAUAAAUACUUAAUAAAUCGGCAUUAUUGUGGAUUUUUGUCUUUCCCAUUGGCUGGAGCUCAGAAAGAACAAUUGGGAAAAACCAUACAGUGGAUACAAAACUUCAGCCUGUUGCAGUCCUUCAGGGCCACAGUGCAAAGGGCAAGCAAAUCUUUGGUCUUUCUUAUCUCUCUUCAUUGACCGGAAGGUCACCCAGAGUUACCUUCUUGAGCUGUGUUAGAAAUGUGUCCCAGUCACAAUCUUCCAUGGUUUGGAGCUUCUUGGUUAUAGAAGCUUAGUGGUUAUGUUACCAGAUCUGGAUGCAAGUUCAAAUCCCAUGUUAGCAGAUGGGAAUUUAAAUUCGGGUAAUUAAACAAAUCUGAUCAUGAAACUACUGGAUUGCAAUUAAAUGCAUGGAGUUCGCAAAUCUUUUUGUAGAAGGAAAUCUGCCAUCCAUACUUGAUCCAGUAUGCACUUGACUCGAGAUCCACAGGAAUGUGGUUAACUUCUAACUGCCCUCUGAAAUGGCUGAGCAAGCCAUCAAUCCAAGGAUAUUUGGGGGAGGGUAAUAAACACUAGCCUUAUAAGCAAGUUCACAUGUCAUGAAUGAAUAAGUAAGAAAGCUUGGGACAGAAAGUUUCUUUCAAAUAUGUUGAGAGUUGAGAAGAAAAGAGCAAAUGUGGUCAGAUCAGAUAUUGAUGUAAAACUUAUCUGCUCCUGAUCGAAAGUGAAAUUGUAGGUUUAAAUUUCCUGUCGAGGAAUAACUGAAAAAGUUAAUUUAUUUGUGUGACAAUCCAUUAUCUAUGAUUUUAUUCAGCCAUCUGAAGGUCAAUAUUAAUAUUUAAAAGAGGCAUAUUUAAAAACAGCCAUUAUUAUUAUAUUUAAGAAAAAGUCAGAGGAUUUUGCAGGAGCCUGUUACCUGCUGGUACAAUUCUAUAAUAGUCAUUUGAUCUCCAGAUAAAAAAAGUUAAUUUCUCCGGACUUCCAUUCUUUUAUUCUCUCCCCCUCCACCAACCAAAAUUUCUCUGCAUCUUAAAUCAUCUUGUAUCUUAUAACAACUUUCAUUCUAAUAUAUCAUCCUGUAGAUGUCACCUGACUUGCUGAGUUUUAUCAGCAUUUCUGUUUUUAUUUCAGAUUUCCAGCAUUGCAGUAUGUAUGUAGCAUUCUGUUUUUCCAUUGGGUUCCAGUAUAACAUAACCUAAAUGCAUGGUUUGCCUCUUUUAUGAUGUUGCUAGCUUAAAUAGGGUUAGUAUGUUGGACAUAUGAAUGAAGUAAGUGAGCAUCUUUUCCUUGAAUAUAUUUAUCAUUACAUUACAAAUAUAUUUUGGUCAGUGAUCCUUGCAGCUGAAUUUGAGGGUGGGGGGUGUGUGUGAUUGUCCCCUUAAAUAUCAAGUGAUCUCUGAUGAGAGGUCUUUCUCUUGUGACGUCAGUUCAAUGGGAUACCUGGCAUCCAACAUCUGUGAUGCCAAUGAGUGCGUUGAGCAGCCAUUCAGAUUAAAGAUUUCCCAUAGACAUUUCCCAAGAAGUUAAUGUACAUUUUUUUUUAAAAAUUGCACUCAAAAGCUGGGAACAUGUACAUAUAAUUCAGAUACAACUGAAAUAUAAAAAAUUAAUGAAUUCUUAAAAAAUUCUCAUUAAAAUGUGCAUACAUAAUAUUUAAGGGUCAGAUUGUUUGCCAGUUAGUAAAUAUGGUUCAAAACACCAUGAAAAAUUUAUUUAGACCUCUUUUAACAAAGCAUAAGAUUUUCAUGUUAUUUUAUGGGUGAACUAGUCAACGAGUAGCUUAAAUUCAUUCCACUUCAAUCAUAGAAAAUUCGUGACACAGGAUACAUUCAACUAGAGCUACCAACCUAAUCCCACUUGGUCCAUAGUGCCGCAGAUAGCAACUCUUCCAGUAUACAUCCAAGUAAUUGAUGAGGUGUUUUGCCUCCUCCACCCUAUCAGGCAAUAAGUUCCAGACCCCCAUCACCCUCUGAAUAAAAGGGAAAAAAAAAUCACCUCGCCUCUAGUCCUUAUAUUGAUUACUUUGAGUCUAAUUGUAGCUGGUUUGAAGUUCCACUGUGACAGAGAUGCUUGACCUGUGAUAUCUUGUUACUAAUAGGGAGCAGUGACGUACCAUGCCUGUUUACACUGGGUGGGACCCACAUCCUGACUGCCAUUGAAAUUAUGGGAGGAAAUUCACUUGAACUGGAUUUUUUAGGUCCCCUCUGAUUGCGACAGAUGUUUCUAAUGUUUAGUUAUUGAUUCACUGCUGUAUGAUGUGCUGUCUAGUGGAUAUGUACAUGAUGGACACAGGCAAUACAGAUCUGAGGUGUCAAUACAGUGUUCUGGCUGACUCUGGAAAUGAAAGUCUGUGGUUCAGGAAACUGUGCUAAUCCAUGUGUGGAAAUAAUUAUUUUCUCUUACCCACCCCACCCUUUGCGGCUCACCUCCCUGUCUCACUGGGUAAGUGAAAAAAUGAUCAGAGUGGUGGUGUUUCACCAGCAACCCCAGAAGUCCUCCGACUUAGUCUACACAUCUCAUGUCUCUUCACAGUGUCAGACUGGAGUCAAGCUCAACAGGGUCUUUCGUUGCUGAUGCUACCAAGCUCUCUUCCUUGGCUGUGGUUUCACUAGAUAGUAGGUAGGGACAGUGGGAAUCUCAUUCACCCAUUCACAUGCUUCGCUAAUUAGAUGACGGGGCAUUUAGGUGGUGACCGAGACAGUAACAAAACUGCCUCGUAUUUCGAGUUUUAAUGUAACUCGUCCAUGAGCUUACACCCACUCCAGCAUGAUGUUAAAACCAGGAAUGGGAAUAGUAAAACAAAGAACUAAAAAUGAUAAAAGGCAGGCACCAAAGAGGAAAGAACCCACAGGAAACCGGGUUCAAGACCAUUCCAUUGAGCUAGUUCUUGCAUUUAACAGCAUUUGAUAUGUUUGGCAAAGAAAUAAUUAAAGGUACAUUUAUUACAAUUAUUAAAACAUAAAGGAUUAAAACUGUGAGAAUACUAAUAUAAACUAAAAUACAACUAAACUAAAACUGAUGCAACCAACAUACAUUAUAAAUGAAUCAAUUUUAAAAAACUUAAAAUACCUAAAAGAGCGGUUAUUUUAACUGGGGCAAUAAAAGUCUUGUAAUUGCUGAGAAAAUCCAGGAUGGUCUUGUUUACAGAGAACCAAGUCCUCUGGUGCCUGUAAUAUUGCCUGAAUGAAAUUGACCUUGACAACCUGACGUGUCCUUGAUGGGCUUCCAAGUGUCUAUGUUUAUUAGAUUUUUCCAAAAACACUACCAAGUGAUCUGGAAUCUUUUUCAAAUCACGUCAAGACAUCAAUAACUGCAGCUUGACUAACCUUGAUAUAAAUAGCAUUGGGGAUCCAUGCAUGUCUGGGUUGAUCUAAAAACUGUUGUUCUCUAAAAACCAUUGUUCUCUAAAAAUAUUAAAACCGGCUCCAGGAACCCUGGAACACAAUAAAUCUAAAAUACUAUUUGUAUCUAAAAGUCCUGGGCUGUUUCACUAACAGACACAUGCCCGAGGUAUGGCCCAAAGUCUCUUUAACAAGCCCACAGUUCCUCCCAUUCUUAUCUGUAGUGGGCCCAGCAAGAGCCAAAGUAUUUUUGAUGGGAUACAUAUUGGAUCUUAAAAGAGUGGAGGUUAUGUAAUCUGACUGUUUAAAGGAUGAAUAUCCUAUAAUCCAAUUAUGAGAUCAGGAAUCGUUCUUAUAAGACCUGAUGGCCCACCCCAGGCCAGGCUUCAAACUCCAAGUCCGGCCUAUUACCCGGUGUAAUCCAAACUUCCCUCCUGCUAAAACUAUCCCUUAAAACAUCAUUAUAAAAACUAAUUUGUUAAUCAUGGUGUCAAGAUCAGUCCUGGCAAACUGGAGACGCAGACCCACUAAUUUACCCUCAGCUUUUUUGUAAGCUGAUAUAUUUCUUAAUAAUAGCAAGUGGGAUCCAGGCCUCCAAUUUGGGAUCACCAAUCUUCCAACCCAGAUUCUAGAAUUUAAGAUCCCAUUAUUAAUUCAACUCGGUAAAUGUAAAAAUUCCUCAAUACAUUUCCUAAUAUUUUCACCUAGCCUGAUUAAAGUAUUUCCAGCAUUUUAAAGUUAGUGAGUAGUAAACAUGAGGGAUGAAGUAGGUUUUAAAAACUUCAACCUUCUGGGUUAGCUGAAGCCUUGCCCAAGGAAGAUUCCUACCCCACCCCUUGAGCUUAUUCAUCUACUCCCCUGCGAAACACCUGAUCCACGGGUCGAACCUGGCACCAAGAUACUUCUCCCAAUCACCAGGAGUAGUAAAUCUUAUUUUUAUUCAAAAGCUAAUUAUCAAUGCAAUUAAAAAUGAAGCUUUUGUUCUUAGAAGUCAUAAAAAACAGAACUUUUAUUCAUAGUUUCCUCGACCCAUCUUUCUAUAAAAAUUCUCCAGGACAGAGUUAUUUUGACAUGCUCGUGUAAAAAUCAUUCACAAGGCAAUGUCACCAGCAAACGCUAGGGUAGUACAGAAAGUGUUUACCAUUUUGAGGUAAGACACAUCAAUCUCAACCUAAUGAACAUAAUGAAAUGACCAUAACAAUAUUAAACAAAAUGGAGGAAGGUGAGUCACAUUAGUUAAUGCCCCUCAUGAUUGGGAUGAAUGUUGUUCUAAGCUUUGCCAUUUUCAACAAAAGUAACCAAGUUUGUAUAAAGCUCUGAUACAAGGUUAACAAAAUGGGCAUCAACCCCAAUCCUGCCCAGAGCUUUAAAAAUAAGCUCAUGGUCAAAACCUUUAACUAGAUCAAUAAAAUCAAUGGCCAGAUCCUUACGAUUCUUCUUGAUCCCUGUCAUUAAAUUAUUUAAAAUGGCACUAUUUUGAUUACAACCAGGAUAGCUGUGACAAAUCCUUUCAGUCAGGACUUAAGGAUGAUUGCCUCCAACAAUCAUUUUGUUAAUAUUUUAGUGACUACCCUUAAUAAUAUUGACCUGAUGCAUAUCUGUGUUUAUGGCCGAGUAUGUGCUGAAACAAAGCAUGACAAUGGAUGUGUGCAGGUUAGUGAUUCAGUAAAGGGGCCCCAGAACUCCUUUCCUAAGCAGUUUCCUGUUCUGCAAGAUGGCUUCCUCUGUGUGCAUGGCAUUAUCUGAUCCUACCUUAGACAGGUGUUAUUUGAAUAGCCAUAUUCGGGAUAGCUUCUCCAAUCUGGUCAGUUAAAAACUCUCAUGACAGUUGGUGUUUGAUUGUUGACCAUUUGAAAAUGAAUUCUGUCAUGCGUUGUGUCACCAGGGUGUAGAAGACUCAAACAUUUCUGCUCUGAUUCCACUGGGAUCCAAAUGCUUUAGUAUGUGGGACAAUGGUAAUGGUUUUUGCAGGAUUCUUGUUGAUAAAAGAGAACCAGGUUUUCAUUUAUGUUUGACAAAGUUUUGUAGACUUAUUUGCUCAACAGUUUCGCAAUACUUUGAUGGUCAUGUUUUUAAAUAAGACAACUCAUCGAUUGAGAAAUUAUCAGCAUCAAGGAAGAUUUGCAUAGACCAGCGCUGAAUUUGUUUUGUUUCACUAAAUCAACUUUUUCUGGUGAUAUACAUAAUGUACAUGGCCCGAGCAGCUUGAAACAGACUGGCUCUGAAAAGAAAUUAAAUGAAAAUAAUGCCUAUCGUCUGUACAUAAAAACUGCUUUUAAGACUCAUAACCAAGUAAAAGAGAUGGCAAUCUGAAAAAUAAUCCAAGUAGUAGAUAUCACAAGCAGGGUAAAACAAGAUGGAGAACAGAUGGAUGGGGCAGGAACAUAGGGGGAGAGCAGAGGAUUCCUCAAGAACCGGAUAGGAAUAAUGAUUGUAACUGACUGAGUGGUCGGGCACCCCUAAUGGGAUAAAGGAAGUGGCUCCAAAAACAUCCCCAUCUUCAAUGCUGCUGGAGCCUUGCAAAUGAGUGUCAAGGAGAAACAUUUGCUACCACGUGUAGAUAGAAGUGCCAAGUGUAUGAUCCAAUGGUCCUGAAGCCUCCAGCACUAGUAAAAGCCAGUAUUCAGCCAAUACAUUUCACUCCAUGUGAUGCUGAAACAUUGUGUGACAACAUCCUGGCUGUGGCACUGAAGCCUUACACUCCUGAACAAGCUGCACCUUUAUCCAACAUCUUUCAGUGUAGUGACAACAUUGGCAUCUACCUGACAAUAUGCAAAAUUUCCCAAGUGUAUUCUGUGCACAAAAAAGGAAGGCAAAUCCUGUGAACCAACUUGCCACCCCAUCAGUCUAAUCUCAACAGCUAGCUGAUAGGUGUAAUUAACAUUGGUACCUGCUUAUGAAUAAUGUGUUCUGUUUGGGUUUUGCCAAGACCUUACUGGGCUUCAUACCUGGUACAAAGUUAGACAAAGCAAUGAGGUAGCUUUAAAUGCUCUUGGCAUUGAGGCAGCAUGUGGACCAGCUGUGUUGUGGCAUAAAGGAGGUAUGGCAAUGUUGAUGUCAUUGGGAAUCAAAUGGAAAGCUCUCUCCUGCCUGGAGCCAUAUGUUGCACAAAGGAAGUUGAUUGUAGUUCUUGGAGAUCAAUCAUCCCAGCUCCAGGACAUCAUUGCAGGAUAUCCUUACAAGAGUUUCUUAGGCCCAAUCACCUUUAACUGCUUCAUCAGUCAUCAUCUUCCAUAAUGAGAUCAAAAAUAGGAUGCUCGCUGAUGACUGCACAAUGUUCUAUUUCAUUUGCUGCAGCUCAAGAAAUGAGGCACUCUAUGUAUGCACACAGCAAAACAGGAUUCAGAAAGUGGCUCAUCAGUAUGUUCUCAAGGGCAGUAGAGGAUGAGCAAUAAAUGUGGCCUUGACAGUGAUGCCCACAUACCCAACAAAUGAAUAAAAGAGACUGCUUCUCCUUGUUGGGGUAUGAACCCAAUGAUUCGGGGAAAGGUCAUGUUGGGAUUACCUUUUAAUUAUUGAUUGUAUUUGUUGUAAAGAAUUUAUUCUGUGACUCUUAAAACAGUAAUUUCAUUAAUAUGAUUGUACCUGUCAAGAUUGUACUUGUCAAGAAAUAUUCUCAGUAGACAGGGCUGCCGGGAAGUAGGGUGGUAAAAGUGGAUGCCUUGCACCUGCCUUGAACAAAUUAAGAGGACAUCAUUGACAGAGUCUCAGGGUGAUCAAUUAGUGGAAUUCCAUCAGGUACAGUAAACAAAGGACAGAUUGAUGUUUUUCAGUCCCAGGCAGGAUAUCUAAUAAUCAAGGAUUGUGGGUUUCCAGAAGAUUUGUGUCCAUCCUUAGGAUAAAAAGUUCAGGGGUGAAAAUACCAAAGCAAGGGUCAUGAGUUUGAUCUGGUUUGGUGGAUGGUGCAUGAAGGGUAAAGGUAAUUCCUGUAAUUGGAUAAAGAAAUUGGUGUCAGUUCAUGUUGACCCUGAUAUUAAUUACAUAGUUCUAUAGCCUUGCCAGUGUAAGAAAUGUAUCAGAACAGAGUCUUGAGGAGGGAAACAUGGUAGAAUUUGGUGGGGAUUUGAGCCCAAACCAACAGACAAAGACAGAGAAAAGGAACAGGCUGCAACUUCUGAUCACAGCAGGUAAUAUAAUACAUGAGUUUUGUUGUUCAAGAUUUGUUUGGUUGGAAUAAAGUACAAUCAGUGUCAUUAAUAGA